Aspergillus calidoustus is the source of this 1236-nucleotide messenger RNA. NCBI's taxonomy places the organism in Eukaryota, Fungi, Ascomycota, Eurotiomycetes, Eurotiales, Aspergillaceae. The record is from the annotation of a GenBank genome assembly.
AUGUCAUCCUCAAACCGCGGCUGGAUCCUCUACGCCGUCUCCUACCCGCUCCUCGCAUUCAGCACCCUCGUCACAGCCCUGCGCCUCUACACGCGAACCCGAAUCGUCAAAUCCCUCGGCACCGACGACAUCUUCAACAUCCUCGCCCUGCUCUGCGCCGCCACAAACACGGCCCUGAUCACAAAAUCCGUCCAGGCCGGCACAGGCCGCCACAUCGAGACCCUCACACACGCCCAGCAGAUCGAGUCCGCCAAAUACCAGCUCCUGUCCCAGGGGUUCCACGUCAUGUCGACGAAUUGGGGCAAGGUCUCUGUUGCGCUGUUUCUGAUUCGCAUCAUGGCCGAGGUCAAGCAGCAUACCCGCGCCAUGUAUGUGGGCAUUGUCCUGCUGAGUGUCGUGAAUGUUGUCUGUGUGUAUACGAUCUAUGGGCAGUGUACGCCGACAGCACGGGCGUGGGAUGGGGAGGUGCCCGGGACGUGUUGGAGGGCCGGGGUGCAGAGGAAUUACGCGUAUUUCCAGGGGUCGGCCUCGGCACUCAGCGACCUCAUCCUCGCAAUCUACCCGCUCUUCACGAUAAAGAACCUGCAGAUGCCACCGAAGGUGAAAUUCGGCCUGGGCUUCGUCCUCUCGCUUGGAAUCAUAGCCAUGAUCGCCGCAAUAGUCAAAACCACAAACCUCUACACCCUAACAUCCGCGCACGACCGCCCCUGGACCAUGGUCCCACUAACAGCCUGGGUCGCUGUCGAACAAUACCUUAUCAUCAUCGCGGCGUGUAUCCCCGCAUUGACACCGCUCUUCAAUAUCAUCAUCCGGCACCGCGGGAGUAAACGCUCGCGAUCACGGUCGAAGAGUGGAUCGAAGAGUCUCCCGCUGCACAGCCAUCGGCGGAAGCGGUCUGCGGUCAAUGCGGCGGACGGGCAUCAGGCGUAUCUACCCUUUGCGAGUGUGGGCCGGGAGUUUGUCGAGUAUCCGAUGACGUGGGCGGGGUCGAAGGGGGGAGGGGGGAGGUAUGGGAGCGGGAGUGUGGUUACUGGCAGUGGGAGGGACAGUGGGAGUUUUGUGGGGGUUGAGGAUGGCGGGAGUGAGGUUGGUAUCACGAGUAAAGGGCAUCAGAGUGUUGGUUCCGCUGUUGGUGUUGGUCUUGGUGUUGGUGAGGAGGGGGGCAUGCAGGGUGGGAUUCUGCGCACGACGGAGUUUCGAAUAAAGGAGGUUGUGCGGUAUGAUGGCGUUGGGUAG